CACGCAUGCAGCUGCAUGAGCAUGGGCAGGUGGUGCCAAUGGUCCAAGCCCAAUCCUUCGCCUAAAGCAAUAAUGAGCCGUGUGGUUGACGGUUCGGUGACAAAUGAGAUACUAUGGUACAUUUUUUUGACAGCUUUUCCAGUGAUCCAAGCCCAACCCUUCCGCUAAAGCAACGAAGCCGUCGUGGGGCAAGUCGGUGGCAAAGGAGAUGGUGGCAGACAGCUUUUCAUCCCCCCCGCAUUUUUGCCUUUCAGGUGAAACUGGCCGGCACUGCGGGCGUGCGGGUGGAGGAGCUCACGCCCCACCGAUCCGUCGUGAAAGUUGCCAACGUCCGACGAGUGCAGAACCACAUCGGGAGCGUGCACGCGUGCGGCAUGGCUCUCGCCGCGGAAUCCGCCACGGGAAUCCUGGUCGGCAUGAGCGUGCCCGACAGCCGGCUGCCCCUGUGCAAGAGCAUGGCGAUCGAUUUCACAAGGCUGUCGCAAGGCGAUGUAACGGCCGUGGCGGAGCUAAGCGAAGAGCAACUUACGGCCGUUCGAGACCAAGAGAAGGGGGAGGCGAAUGUACAGGUGACGGUUACAGAUGAAUCCGGGAAAGAGCCUAUCCGAGCGGAGUUCGUGUGGGCCUGGGUCCCCAAGCGACGGAAAAAAUAA
Molecule: messenger RNA, 653 nt
Organism: Ectocarpus siliculosus
Lineage: Eukaryota; Phaeophyceae; Ectocarpales; Ectocarpaceae
Source: the annotation of a GenBank genome assembly